Molecule: messenger RNA, 2385 nt
Organism: Anopheles cruzii
Lineage: Eukaryota; Metazoa; Arthropoda; Insecta; Diptera; Culicidae
Gene: PRAS40
Exons: 5
Coding region: 409-2133 (574 amino acids)
Biological process (GO): negative regulation of protein kinase activity; negative regulation of TOR signaling; neurotrophin TRK receptor signaling pathway
Cellular component (GO): cytoplasm
Source: RefSeq, a predicted model, not a curated record
CGGAACCAUCUCGGGACGACCCCUAAGACUACCGCACGGGAACGGGACGGGUGCUCCGAGGCCUUGGAAGCCUUCAUCCUAUCGUAACAGUUCGGCCAGCAGCUUCAAGAAAACAAUCUUCCGCCCCCCUGUAGCGUGCGCGUCGCGUUCCUUGGCCAGCAGCCAUCUCGCCGCCCGAGUACUGCGAUCCGCCGCAGCGCGAGGAAGUGGGGUCGAAAAGGUUUUAGUUGACUUUUUUUGUUGUUUUUGCUCGCCGAGAGGUGUGUUGUUGUUUGCGAGAGCGUGUGACUUCGAAAAGGGUGUGUGGCAAGGAACUCCCGGAGGAAGUGAUUUCACAGUUUCGUGCCAGGACCGGGUGCGUGUGUGUGUGUGUGUGCGCACGCCAUAGAAUCAGGAGAAGGGUUAGCGAUGUUUACUUGCCACUGCCUAAACGUGUCGAUAGCCAUAAACGAUGAAACUGUGCUGGAAAGGUUGAAAUCAAACUCUAAUCUGCCGCGUCCGGUCAUUGCCGGCAACACCGGUGCCGUGGCGGAGCUGCAAACGCCGCGAGAGCUAGCGAACUUCUUCAAGGAGGCCAUCGGACCAUUGGCGGAGGUCGACGUGCGCGUCCGGCUGACGACGCUGCUGAAGACAAUCCCGUGCGAAGGAUGGCAAAUCGGGAAGUGUGUGAACUGUGACUGUCACGUGUUUGCGCGCGAUGCGCGAAACCCGUCGAAUCUCAUCGUCAACGCGUCGCUUGUGACCACCAACGAAACGAUUAGCCGGCUGGCGACGCUAGAGAACUACUCGCAAACCUACCAACUGGUGCUCGAUCCACGCUCGAACGGCUUCCGGGGCUUCUUCCGGAAGGACCAGUACCGCGGCCUGUUCACCGCGACCGCCAACACCGUCGACAGUACGAACGAUCGGAACGAGCUGCUGGAAACGUUCCGCGAGUUUAUGCUCGCGCAAACGCAGGCCGUCAACGAGCGGAUCGCUCGUUUCACUCAAGAGCAGAACGAGCUGCUGUCGGGCAUCCGCGAUCGGGCCGAGCAAGAUUUUCUUUUCCUCGCGCAAUCAUUUGUACCUGAGCUAGUAGAUAGCGCACGUGGCACCGCCGCCGCCGGGGUCGCUUUGUUGGCCCGCUCCGACAGUGAUCGCCGCAUGGUGGUAGAAGAGGAACAAUCGCAACCGGCGAUGGGCGACGACGGACAACAACGAACGGCGGACGGAUCGACGGUGUUGAACCCGUCGAAAGCACUCGAGCAGCUGCUCGCUGCCGCCGCUACCGAACCAGUGACACCCAGUGCCGUCGGAAGUGAGAUGGAAACGCCGCCACCGACACCGGAGUGUAUGCCAAUGUCGACUGGCAAUAGUCCACCGUCCAUCGCGGCCACUUCCGCUAGCGGUGGCAGCACCUCUUCGUCGGUGGCCUCGAAAACUAACGGAGCGCGCAGCGUCGUCGUCGGACCUCUCGAUGGUGGUGGCGCCGCGAGCGUUUUUCAGAGCCGCGCGGCUGGUCCGUUCAACAGCAACGCAGGGAACACCAUUAAUAACAACCACGCGAAAACUACUACUAGUGGUAGUAUCAACCUAGGUGCCAUCAACAAUAAAGCUACACUAGCGCAGCAGCUACAUUCCACCAGUACAAAUCGAUUUGCCAAUCACCCGUCACCGAUGGCGGCGCCGGUGGUCAGUUCCGGCGGUGGUCUGACGAUGACGGGCAGCGCGGGCUCUCACGCGCGGUUCAGUAGCGGACAGCAACAGCAGCAAAGUUCGCCCGACUCGGACUGCCUGUUCGAUAUCGAUGGCAUGGAGAACGACAAAACGCCGCCGCCGGAUACCUUCUCCGACGAGGAUGAGUGCGAUUUCGACGACGCUACCGACAAUAACAACCGGGAGGGUGGGGUGUGCAUCCCGCGCUACCAACAGUACGGUCGGCAGCACAGCUCGAUCGCGAAAAGUCUUCCCAUUUCGGCGCCGAAGACAAUGACACAGUUCCGCGCGAACGAAGAUGAUCUCGAUGAGAUGACGGAGGACAAUGUAGAUAUUGCGGCCAGCAUAAAGGCGCUGGCCAGAAGCGUCCAUGGGGACGCCGUGUUCGGUGAUCUGCCUCGGCCGCAGGUGCAACGAUUCAACGAUUCGCAAAUCUGAAGCCAGCAAGCGACCGGAAGCAACAAAGGGUCGUGGGCCCGCGAAAACCACGUAACGGUUCACUCUACAACAACCACACACAGGCAACCGUGCAGGCCGGCUAUACUGCACUUCUCUGAAGUUGGCCAAAUAGUUUACCCGUAUAGUUUGCUUCCGACUCAGUUCUGAUUGUCUCUGAUUGGGGAGAGCGUCGCCUUAUGCUUACCACACUCUGCCCCACACAAACAGUUAAGAGAUAAGGAGACGCGAAUC